Molecule: messenger RNA, 2761 nt
Organism: Schistosoma turkestanicum
Lineage: Eukaryota; Metazoa; Platyhelminthes; Trematoda; Strigeidida; Schistosomatidae
Source: the annotation of a GenBank genome assembly
AAGGAGAAUGCUGAAAUCCGUUAUAAUUGAUUGGAUAAAUUGCCAAUUUUUGCCUUCUUUGUUUUUUUAAAUGAACAAAGAAUUAACACGUAAACGUUCAAAAUAUCAUAGUCAUAAAAUUGACAAGUUUUUAAUACAAGAAUAUGAACAUCGUAAAAAAGAGAUACAAUUACUUUUAAUUGGUCUACCAAAUUCUGGCAAAAAUACAUUUUGUAAACAAAUGCGUCUACAUUUCGGUGAUGGUUUCCCUGUCACAUAUCGUACUGAAAUGAAACCAACCAUAUUAGCCAAUAUGACAGAUGCUAUAGCUAUGGUGCUUGAAUAUAUGAAAGAGACAAAUAUUACAUUCUCAGAUAUUUUAGCUCAUCGACUUCAAGAAUAUUUAGUAAAUAGUCGAUCAGAAAAUGGAUGGAUUACAAAAGAUUUUAUUAUUUACGAUGAAAAUUACAAAACUAGCAAUCAUAAUCACACUGGUCACCAUUUAUUCAAACGUCAAGAAUCCACAUUGAAGCCUAAACUAAAUAAUAUCACCGACCAGUUAAAUGCUCCCGGUUAUUUUAACCGUCAUUCUCCGCAUAUCGAUAAUAAUAAUAAUAAUCAUAAUAUUGAUGAUCAGAAUACUAGUAAUAAUAAGAAUAAUAAUUACUUAAAAACUAGUUUCAGUGCAUCCAAUCGUACAAUGUACAAUUCUCCUCCGUCCAUUGAACCGAUUCAAUCAAGUGGCGCGAAAUUCCCUUUAUACAAUAUUGACAAUUUAACCAAUGAACCUUGUUUAAAUACUACUACCACAACAAUGACGACGUCUACGUCUACAACGACAACGGAUAAUAAUACUCAUAACCCUACCAAUACAGAAAGUUUAACUGAUUCAAUCGUAGAGAAAUUUCUAUCUUAUGUACAUGAAAACAAUUCUAUUCCACCGUCUGUCCUGAAAAAAUUCGAAUCAAUCAUUGGUAGAAAAUCAAUGGAUAAUUGGCAAACUCUUAUUGAAGAUAAACAACUGUUACAUGAUUUAAUUCAUUAUUUAUUACAAACUGGCAUUGAUAAUUGGUCAUCAUUUUUAAUGUAUCAAUCUAUUGUCCCACCACCGAUUCCGACUACAUUACCUCCAAUCUCUGUAGAAGAUGAAUUGUUGAAUUAUAUUGUCACGACUAGUGAUAGUUGUGAUACUUCUGACGAAACCGAUGACGAUGAGGAUGGUGAUGAUGACGAUGAGGAUGACAUUGUCAAUGGAUUGACUGGUUCUUCAAAUUCAUCGUUGACAAAAACUUUAGUCAAAGGUAUUUCUGGUAAUGUAGAUACGGAUGAUGAUGACGAUGAAGAUGAUGAAGUGGACGGAAAUGAUUGUAUUGAUCUUUUGAAGGAUGUAAACGCCAGCGAUGAUUUAACUAAGAAACCAGUGAGAAAAAAACUAUCAGUGGCCGCAACAAAACGUAAAAAUAAAGGUAUUGUUGACAAUCAUCAGUUGGACAAUUGUACACAAACUGCACAAAGAAAUUAUGUUGAAUUAAAUAGUAAUUUUAAUUUUCUAGAAUUUUCCAUUGAUCAAUUAAAUGAAAUGAAUUAUUUUGAGCAUAAAAUUUCAUUGAAUUCAUUACAAAUUAUUAUGAAAAUCAUUACAGAUCAAAUGGAAUUUCGCAGAGCAUUUCUUGAAUAUUUACCAAUUUUAACACAACGAAAUUAUGCUGGUUCAUAUUUUAUUAAAUGUGUCGAUAGAAUUAUUCAAGAUGAUUAUAUACCGACUUUACAAGAUUUAUUGAUUAUGAAACAAUCAUCGAAAGCUGUCAGAGAAUCUCUCAUCUCGAUUGGAUCAGUAACAUUGAGAACAAUUAAUUUAGGUGAACACAGUGAACAAUUAAAUAAACAAUUUCAUUAUUUUGAAUCAGUCAAUAUGAUAUUAUAUUUUAUUUCAUUGGAAGAUCUAUAUCGAUUUACUUGUAUUCAAGGGAAUAAAAUUACUGAUCAUCAAACAUUUAAAUUAUUCGAAGAUAUCAUUCAUUCACCAGAUUUAACACGUAAAGAUAUUAUUGUAUUUUUAAAUAAAUGUGAUUUAUUCAAAUCACUUAUUACUUCUUCACAAACCAAUGAAGAUACAAUCACAACAACAACAACACCAAUGAUGAUUAUGAAAAAAGAUGAUGAUGAUGAGAAUCUUGUUGUUAAUAAAUCAGAUUGGUCUCUAUUCAUUCAACUGAUCAAAUCAUCCCUAACGCAAUCAUGUAAUCAAGCAAAUAAUAAUAAUAAUAAUAAUAUCAAAUCUUCACGAUUAUUUUUUCAUGUGACAUGUGCAUUGGAUAUUGAUGAAAUGAAAUGGAUUUUGAAAGAUUCUAUACGAACUAUUUUUGAAAUGAAUCGUAAACGUCAUUUGAUUUUUUAAAUGAAACAAAAAAAGAAAGAAUAAUCACUUUGUUUAAUUUUGCCUUAAAUUUGUUUGUUUGUUUGAAUUCACCGUCUCAUUGAACAUUGAACAUUGAUCAAUGAUGUGAAUUAAUUUGAACUAUAUGCGCGCAAGUCAAUAUGGCGGACACGUGGCGGGUAGAUUGAAUAACUCAAUCAGUCAAUGUAUAAAUAUUAUUAUAUUAAUUGAAUUGAAUUCUGUAUUUUUUAUGAUAAGAGAUUAGAAUAAUUUUUCGUAUCAUAUUGAACACAGUAAAUAUACAUAUUCUACUGAUAAUAUGAAGAGAAUAAUUUUUAUGAUUUGAAUUACUUUAUGUUCAGGAUUCAGUUGAAAAUUUUAAAACGUAAAAAUGUGAAAUUGAAC